AAAGAUUCAAUCACUCAAAUCUCAGCCAAUUUCUCUCGGCCUCCCAUCUCAAACUAGUCGACUUCUUCUCCGACCACCUGGACUCUUCAACCCUCAAAUCUCAUCUGGUUCAAGCCCGCGCUCUUCCUUUCGCCGGACUUCGACUCCGAUCAGAGCGCCAGUCCCUCAUCAACCGCCGUGGUGCGCAUGUGGGUGUGAAAAAUGAUUGGGAGCUACAGAUAUUUGCUAAAUCUGAUGCAUUUUUUAUAAUUUGAAGUUUAAAAAACAAGUUCCAAUGGCCAAGAAAUCAGUACCACAACCAAAGCUAACAAAGCUUUCUGUCUACCUUUACAUACCUAAUAUAAUUGGGUACAUUAGGGUUCUUAUGAACUGUUAUGCUUUUGCCAUAUGCUUCUCCAACAAAUCACUUUUCUCCAUUCUCUAUUUUGCCAGCUUUGUCUGUGAUGGAGUAGAUGGUUGGUGUGCUCGCAAAUUCAAUCAAGUUUCAACAUUUGGAGCCGUUUUGGACAUGGUAACAGACAGGAUAAGCACUGCAUGUCUCUUGGUAAUUCUGUCACAAGUCUAUCGGCCUGGAUUGAUUUUCCUGUCGUUGCUUGCCUUAGAUAUUGGUAGCCACUGGCUGCAGAUGUACAGUACAUUCCUACUUGGCAAGGCUAGUCACAAAGAUGUGAAAGACAGCACUAAUUGGCUUUUCAGAGCAUACUACGGGAAUCGGAUGUUUAUGGCUUACUGUUGUGUGGCAUGUGAGGUGCUUUAUAUCAUUCUAUUUCUUGUUGCAAGGAACAAAUCUGAGAAUUUGAUUGAUGUUUUAAUGGGUCUUGCACACCAUAUUACACCUCUUUCUGUUCUAGUUGGUUUGAGUUUAUUUGGAUGGGCUGUCAAACAAGCAGUCAAUUGUAUACAGUUGAAGACAGCAGCAGAUGUGUGUGUGCUUCAUGAUAUCAACAAGAAGCACAGCUCAUAAUGCUUAGCAAAUAACUGGAGGUGCAUUCUACAUUCAGCCUUGCUGCUCAGUUGUUCUAAUUCAAAUAUGUAACAUUAGCAGAUGGGUUUGCUAAAUUCUUGUGAGACAUACACUGAUGAAAAAGUU
Molecule: messenger RNA, 1090 nt
Organism: Fragaria vesca subsp. vesca
Lineage: Eukaryota; Viridiplantae; Streptophyta; Magnoliopsida; Rosales; Rosaceae
Product: CDP-diacylglycerol--inositol 3-phosphatidyltransferase 1-like
Exons: 11
Coding region: 275-964 (229 amino acids)
Biological process (GO): phosphatidylinositol biosynthetic process
Cellular component (GO): membrane; Golgi apparatus
Molecular function (GO): CDP-diacylglycerol-inositol 3-phosphatidyltransferase activity
Source: RefSeq, a predicted model, not a curated record